Messenger RNA from Salvelinus sp. IW2-2015, 1005 nucleotides. RefSeq names its product cell death inducing DFFA like effector b (gene cideb). Gene Ontology annotation, biological process: regulation of apoptotic process; apoptotic process. The record is from RefSeq and is a predicted model, not a curated record. Lineage: Eukaryota; Metazoa; Chordata; Actinopteri; Salmoniformes; Salmonidae.
CUAAAGAAUUAGCUGGGUCAGACACAUUCAGAAUCAGUCGACAUAGCACCAACGCUACCAUAACAACACAAGGAAAAACAGGAGGUAAAGAAGAGAGAGACGGAAAGAAAGGGAGUGGGAUAUGGAGUCAACAUCAUCAUUAAUCAAGUCUGUGACCAGGCGGGUGUGGUCGUUGGCCCCGGCCCCCCAGAGACCAUUCAGGGUGUGUUCCCAUGACAGGGGCACCAGGAAGGGCGUCACAGCAGCUACCCUGGAYGAGCUGAGAGAGAGGGUGUGUCAGGCCCUGAUGCUGUGCCUGUCCAGUCUGGCUGUGGUGCUAGUGUGUGAGGAGGACGGGACAGUGGUGGACUCUGAAGACUUCCUGAUGUAUCUGCCCGACAACACCGUCCUCAUGGCCCUGGAACCUGGACAGACAUGGAAACCUCCUCCGGGUGCAGUGCUCUCCAAAGCCCAGGACCCUAACCAGCGGACAGGAAAAGACAUAGCCCGCGUGACCUUUGACCUGUACCGGCAGAAUCCCAAGGACGUGUUUGGCUCCCUGAACGUGAAGGGCACCUUCUCAGGCCGGUACUCCGUCAGCGCUGACUUCCAAUGUCUGGGGCCCAAAAAAGUCCUCAGAGAGGCCCUCCGCAUGGCCUCCACCCUCCUCCAGAUGGCAGGUCACAUGUUGAUCACCUCAGCCAAUCUGAUCAAGCGGAUAAUCGAGGGAGCAGAGUUCUGGCAGCCUCAGAGGGUGGAGGCCGCAGAGUACUGGAACUAAGGCAGGACUGGGACCGACCUCUCUCUAAUGACCAAAUCAAUCCUAACUUGAGUGUAUGUUUAUGAUUGAGUUAUGCAAGGUUGUGAGUUGUGAUCAAACAGGAGGAUAAUUACACAUUGUCUCGAUUUUUUUAUAAGGUUAGUUGUAAAAUAGGACUUAUCUUUCUCUAACAAUUUUGAGAAUGUACCACGAAGUCCACAAAUGGAAGCAAUUAAUWAAAAAAACUGAUUAUGCAUUAUUUUUCA